CAGUUGCAGGAAAUGAUGGCCAAGAGCCGAGAGCUGCAAUGAGUGCUCAAGAGGGGAAUCGGCUCUCAGAGCACAGUCCUCCGCCCCCGAAGAGCCACGAGGCGGCUAGAGCUGCCGGGCCCCCCUGCCUUGUAGGUCUCUGAAGGGCUCGCUCUGUCGCCCUCUCUUUUCUCCCGCUUCCCCUCCCCCUUCCCCUCCUGGCCAUUGGCAGGCGCCAAGAGAGAGGGAGCGAGAGAGCGAGGAGCUUAGCUGCAGCCCUCGCCAGCCCGGCCCGCCUACAUCAUGCCGGACGAGGUGACGGAGCCCGGUAGCGCCACGCCGGCCCGUGUCUCGUCCUUUUUCAUCGAGAACUUGCUGGGGGGAGAAGGCAAGGAGGCUAGCCGAGGCGAGGAGGAGGACGACGACGAAGACGAGGAAGAAGAAGAGGAAGAGGAGGGAGAGGAAGACCAGGAGGAGGCGCGGAGGCGGCUGAGGCAGCUGCGGGCGGGAGCCGAGACCCGGGAGGGUCGUGAGCGCUGCCUACUGGGAGCUGGAGCUGGAGCUGGAACUCGAGCCGGAGCCGGAGCCCGACCCGGCCCCUGCCUCCUGCCACCACCCCCUGCCUGCUGCCCGGGUCCGGCGUACGGUUUCGGUGCGCAUGGCUACGCGCUUGCGGAGAGCCCGGCUCAGUGGUACAGACGCACCCAUGCCAGCUACGUCGGAUGUCACAGUCCAGACACCAGUGACCGGGACUCCCCUGAGGUCGGCGAGGAGGCUGGCAGGCCGGAGAGCGGCUGCAGGCGGCGGUCCGGCGCCCCUGGGUCUUUGGAGCGCCUAGAUCGUGAGCCCGACGAGUCGGCCUGCAGCAGCAGUAGCGGCGGCGGAGGUGGCGGUGGCAGCGGACGCGGAGAGGAGGACAGGCCUGAGCCGGACUCUGCCGAACCUCGGGCUGCUGGGCGCAAGAAGAAAACACGCACGGUGUUCAGCCGCAGCCAGGUGUUCCAGCUGGAAUCCACGUUCGACGUGAAGCGCUACCUGAGCAGCGCCGAGCGUGCCGGCCUGGCAGCCUCCCUGCAGCUCACCGAGACGCAGGUGAAGAUCUGGUUCCAGAAUCGCAGGAAUAAGUGGAAGCGGCAACUGGCUGCAGACCUGGAGGCCGCGAGUUUGUCACCGUCUGCCCAAAGGCUGGUCCGGGUGCCCAUCCUCUACCACGAGAACUCACCCGCUACGGGAGGAGGCCUGGCUUUCCCCUUGUCGCCCGCGUCGGCGCCGCCCCCGCCGCCCCUCGUGGGCUUCCCGGGAGCGCUUGGCUAUCCGUUGGCCGCCUUCCCGACUGCCGCAGCUGCCUCUCUUCCCUUCCUGCGGCCCUCGCAGAUGCCGGGCUUGGUCUGAGACACCCUCUCUGUUUUUCGUCCCCUCCACCCCAGGCUUCCGGGCUCGCUCCCCGCCUCUCCCCUCACUCCCAUCCCAUACUCCCCUAUGCUAGCUCCUUGGCCCUAUGGGAACUGUUUUUAAACGCUUUGAAAAUUGUUUCAAGUGCAAUAAAUAGAUCAAGAGAAAGUGGGGGUGGAAUCAGGAGGGCCAGCAGUUCCUCGGAGACUGACAUAAACACUCCUGCUGCCUGCCACCAGGCGAGUUCUGUCCUCCGGCCCAGAUAACCCGUGCCCAAUCUGGGGGACUCUUCAGGGAUACCACUCCCAAACCCUUAGCCCAACCCAAGAGAGCCAAACUCACCAACCCGCUCCAUCCUCCAGAAGCGGGCCGGGAAUGUAAAGGGGACACACAAGCAACCCAGAGGAUCGGGACCGAAAGGAGCUGUAGACAUACAACUCACACACACAACGCUGAAAACAAAAUCGAAACAUAACACGUCAAAAACUCAAAACCACUAGACACAGCACAAUAUACGCGUAGAUGCGACACACGACAGGUAAUCAUCACACGACAGGAAAACACACAGGUAAUCCGGAAUAUUGCCCCAUGUGAAAUCUCACACACAUCGGAGGAACACACAAAUUGCUAUACCUAUACAACAGAAAUGCAAGCGUGUCCAGGAAUAAAUGCACACGGUAAGACAUAAAUUCAUAAAAACAGCCAUCUAUAAUGCAUAUAACUCUCGAGUACGCCGAAAUCUAGCAUGCUCUCACAACAUACAAACGAUACUACACAAAAGUGCAUAGAAAUAUAAACAGACUACACUCAAAUACCCAGAACAGCGGAACACAACGCGGAAAACCGCAGAAAAACAGACAGCACAAAUACAAGCAUGUAAGUUUUCAUACACAGACACUUUCGGUGUGUCCCCGCAUAAAUACUAUUGCUGUGUUGUCCCGGGCAGGACUGUCUGUCCACUCAGCCCUACGGUCAGGCUAUUUGGGUUUGGCCGGUACCCGAUCUCUCCUACUGCUUCCCCAUCUUCUUUCCUUUUACCCACACAGUGGCCUUGAAGUCCCAGGUCCCCUCUAGGGGAAGAGAAGAGUCGUCCAGGGCCUGGCACUCGGGGGAAAAAGCGGGCUCAGGUUCACAGAGCUUUGUGCAUCCCAGCCCUUUGACGACUUAACUAGUAAACCCCGGUCUUAGAAGCCGGAGGCAGCAGCUGCCUUGAUUUACAACACGGUUCUUCCAAUGGUCUCGGCUAUUAACGCACGAAAUAAAUAAGGUCUUUGUCUCUAAGGGCUGACGGUGACUUCCUCAACUCGCUAAUUAUCCUGUCCGAGUCUGAGGAUCUGUGUUCAGGCCCCGAAAGCCCAGAGCAUUGUACAAUUCGUUUUCCAGACAGUUCUCUGAGGCCUGGGAUGUAGCACGUGAGGCCUUCCAGCCAGAACAGCCUAGGGCUCUCUUCCCAGACAGUGGAACUAGGGCUGCGAGUGAUGGGAAGGGAGAGGAAGGAGACAUGUGUCGGGCUCAGAAUUUCUGACUGGAGCAGAGAAGCGCUUCCUUUUCUAUCGUUUCCCCAAAGGAACUAGUGAGUUCCAGUCUUUCUGCGCCCUGCGCAAUUCUCCCAGCUGCUGCACUGUCUCACCUGAGCCCGCAGUAUAUGGAGUAUUAUGCAUGCUUCCAACGGUGUAUUUUUUUUUCUAGUAAUCUUUUAUAAAAAAUUAUAAUAUCGCUCUCCCAAAUGUCCCGCCUGAAAUGCCGACAGUUUCUGAAUUAAGGAGUGGACUCACCCUAUGAGCAGAAUACAAAUUCUUGCAAAAAUGCAACCCGAUUCGAUUCAUCAAACAUUAAGCUUUUUAUUACAUAAAAACCCCUGAUGUGUAAAGCAUAGUGGAAAGAAUUCUGGUCUUGGACUCGCAGGACCUUGGUUCCAGUCCAGCUCUGCCAUUUGCUGUGUGACCUUGGGCAAGUAGUUUUACCUCUCAGAGCCUCGGUUAUCUUAACUGUAAAAUGGGAAUAAUCAUGAUAAUACAUUCAGCAUGAUUCCCACAGUAUUAAGUGUGAAGAUAGAAGUCUGGAUCUAUAUCUUGUCAUUGGACCCAGAUGUCUCUGGAGGAGAAACUGAAGCAGGUGACUUUGCACAGUCUUCCCUCACUUAAAUACAAUUCUCUUGCAUGUCAUGGCAUCAACUCCCUGAUGACAUGGUCCUCUUCCAGAACGAAGUACAAACAGCAACAGCUAUGUAAAUGAGAACUUUUAUUAAAGACUUGAGAUUAUUGAAAUUAGGGGAAUUGAUUAGCCCUGGGGUUUCUUCCAACUUGUCUCUCCACUACUACCAAUAUUCCUUGAAUAGUAGAAUGUUAAAGGCAAAUAGAACUUUAGCACAAGCUGUCAUCAUGGAAAGGAGCCUUGGAAAGGAUCUAGUCAAGUCUCCUUAAACUGCAAAUGGGUAAAUUAAGAUACGGAAGCUAAAGUGAUUUACCCAGAACUAUCCAGCAAAGUUACUCUAAGGGCCUGGUGCUCUUCCCACUACAUUUCAUUGUACUGGCUGUCUAGACCCUUGGAAACAUAAGCCUUCUUAGAAAAAAAAAAACAAUCUUUCAACUCUCUUCUUGUUAGGAAAUGUGUUUUGGUGGAGGGGCUGGAGGGAGGUGUGGGGAAAAGGGUUCAUCACUGGAGUCAAAGAUAGUUUCUAAAGUCUUCCUCUGCUUUCUCUGGAACGGUUGAAAGUCUUAUUCCAACCCCUGACUCUCAACUGUCCCCAGAACCCUUUCACCUCAGCAGAACAGCUGGCUGCUUCUGUCCAGGGUCCCAUUAUUCCCCUGUAAGAAAAGACUAAGGGCCAACCACUCUGGAUUUUUCUCUCUCCUGCACAUUUCCCCUCCAUCAGGGGAACCCACAUCCUUCUUCCAAUCCAUCCUUCCAAUAUACUUCUACCUCCAAUACAAAAGGGAAGAGGUACAUUGAAAUUAGGUUGGAGUCACAGAAUAUCAGAACUGAUUGUUCUCUUAGAGAACAUUGAUUCCCCUCCCAUUCUGUUUGCAGAGGGGGAAACUGAGGCCCAGAAAAAAUAAAUAAUUUGCCUAAGGUCACACAGCAAAUCAGGGACAAAAUCAGGACUGUCUCCCAGUUCUUGGGUGUAUUUCUGGCUUUGGAAUAGCAGCCCUUAGGUGCAGGCCCCAGAGACUUCCAUCCUUGCCCAAUAAAGGCUCCCUACCUGCCUGAGGAACAAGACCAUUAGUCUCUUGAAAAAGAGACAACCGGACUCUAACAGAGUUUGGUUUCAUUAUCGUUUACCGGGCAGGGAUAGGGAAUAUAUUUCAAUUCCGUUUUGUUUUGAAAGACUUAUGUGUCCUUAUCAAUAAAACGGAUUUUUAA
Messenger RNA from Sarcophilus harrisii (Tasmanian devil), 4734 nucleotides. RefSeq names its product homeobox protein HMX1. Gene Ontology annotation, molecular function: DNA-binding transcription factor activity, RNA polymerase II-specific; RNA polymerase II transcription regulatory region sequence-specific DNA binding. The record is from RefSeq and is a predicted model, not a curated record. Gene Ontology annotation, biological process: negative regulation of DNA-templated transcription; regulation of transcription by RNA polymerase II. Bases 283 to 1371 code for a protein of 362 amino acids. The transcript is spliced from 2 exons. Gene Ontology annotation, cellular component: nucleus. NCBI's taxonomy places the organism in Eukaryota, Metazoa, Chordata, Mammalia, Dasyuromorphia, Dasyuridae.